AUGGCCCUCGCCUCUCUCGCUUUGCAAGUGGCCCUCGGAGAACUUACAGGGCCCCGCGGGCAGCCGGGUCCCCGGCCGGCGCCGCCCCCGGCGCAGACGCCGCCCGCCGCCGAGACGACCUGGGCGCAGCUGACCCAGGGGGGAGGGGAGAGGAGGGGACAGCGGCGGGGAAGGACCGCGGCUGCGAGGGGGGAAGCCCGCGGAGCCCAACUCCGGCUGACGAGGCGGCGGCGGCGGCGGUGGCGACGGGGAGCCCGGCGCCUGCGAGCGGCGACACCAGUGGCGGCAGCGGCAGCUCACCGCGAGGCUGCCUCCGCUGCGAGCCCGGACGAGCAGGUGCCCCUCACGCUGAGGCUGAGCACACGCACACGCACACGCAAGUCAGGCAGGGCGCCGGCGAGAGGGGGAGCCGCGCGGGGUUGGGCCCGAGGCGCGCAGCUGCCGCCGCCUCUGCCGCUGCCGCCGCGCUCACUGCCGCUGUCUCCGCUGCUGCAGCCGCGCCGCCGCCUCCGACGGGGGGCGUGUGUUCUCGGGGGCAGCCCGGGGGGUGGCGACCGGACGCCCGGCAGGAGGUGCACAACUUGCUGCUCACCUCAAAGUUGUCGCUUCCCACUUCCUUGUGUCUGCACCUAUUUUCCACCUCAAGCUGCUUUUGCCCCGACUGUUCCCUCCGCCCGGAUCUGCGUUUCUCCCUCCCGGUUCUCUGGGAACCUGGCUCGGCGCGAUGCUGGGGGCGUUGUCGCCGGCAAAGCCACAGUCAAUCUUUACUGCCAUUUGAACGCACAGCGCCUCUCUCGCCGUCUCCAAGGAAGGGAGGCUCGUCUGGAAGGCUCCAUACUACGCGGCAGAGACUCCUGCCUGACUCUUGCUCAAGUUGUUGACUGAGGCUGGGAGUCAGA
Molecule: messenger RNA, 899 nt
Organism: Microcebus murinus (gray mouse lemur)
Lineage: Eukaryota; Metazoa; Chordata; Mammalia; Primates; Cheirogaleidae
Source: RefSeq, a predicted model, not a curated record